Molecule: messenger RNA, 11436 nt
Organism: Neogale vison (American mink)
Lineage: Eukaryota; Metazoa; Chordata; Mammalia; Carnivora; Mustelidae
Gene: KCNMA1
Product: potassium calcium-activated channel subfamily M alpha 1
Exons: 32
Coding region: 215-4018 (1267 amino acids)
Biological process (GO): potassium ion transport; transmembrane transport
Cellular component (GO): postsynaptic membrane
Molecular function (GO): large conductance calcium-activated potassium channel activity
Source: RefSeq, a predicted model, not a curated record
AGGGCGGGCGGCGGCGGCCCGCCGUAUAUAUCUCGGCGCACCCCGCCAGGUCGCGCACAGCGCCCCGAGCCCAGGCGCCUCCCCGCCCCCUCUCCGCGCUCCGCGGCGGCGGCGGCAGCAGUAGCAGCAAUAUGGCUGUUGAUGGGUGUUCGGGGUGGCGCUGGCGGCGGGAGGAGCUCCCCCGAGCCCCUGCGCCGGCUGCCCGUUGCUAGCUAUGGCAAAUGGUGGCGGCGGCGGCGGCGGCAGCAGCAGCGGCGGCGGCGGCGGCGGCGGCGGAGGCAGCAGUCUUAGAAUGAGUAGCAAUAUCCACGCGAACCAUCUCAGCCUAGACGCGUCCUCCUCCUCCUCCUCCUCUUCCUCCUCCUCUUCUUCCUCCUCCUCCUCUUCCUCCUCGUCCUCGGUCCACGAGCCCAAGAUGGAUGCGCUCAUCAUCCCGGUGACCAUGGAGGUGCCGUGCGACAGCCGGGGCCAGCGCAUGUGGUGGGCUUUCCUGGCCUCCUCCAUGGUGACUUUCUUCGGGGGCCUCUUCAUCAUCUUGCUCUGGCGGACGCUCAAGUACCUGUGGACCGUUUGCUGCCACUGCGGGGGCAAGACGAAGGAGGCCCAGAAGAUUAACAAUGGCUCAAGCCAGGCGGAUGGCACUCUCAAGCCAGUGGACGAAAAAGAGGAGGCAGUGGCAGCUGAGGUCGGCUGGAUGACCUCUGUGAAGGACUGGGCGGGGGUGAUGAUAUCUGCCCAGACACUGACUGGCAGAGUCCUGGUUGUCUUAGUCUUUGCUCUGAGCAUUGGUGCACUUGUAAUAUACUUCAUAGAUUCGUCAAACCCAAUAGAAUCCUGCCAGAAUUUCUACAAAGAUUUCACAUUACAGAUCGACAUGGCUUUCAACGUGUUCUUCCUUCUCUACUUUGGUCUGCGGUUUAUUGCAGCCAACGAUAAGCUGUGGUUCUGGCUGGAAGUGAACUCUGUGGUAGAUUUCUUCACGGUCCCCCCAGUGUUUGUGUCUGUGUACUUAAACAGAAGUUGGCUUGGUUUGAGAUUUUUAAGAGCUCUCAGACUGAUACAGUUUUCAGAAAUUUUGCAGUUUCUGAAUAUCCUUAAAACAAGUAAUUCCAUCAAGCUGGUGAAUCUGCUCUCCAUAUUUAUCAGCACAUGGCUAACAGCAGCGGGGUUCAUCCAUUUGGUGGAGAAUUCAGGGGACCCAUGGGAGAAUUUCCAGAACAACCAGGCUCUCACGUACUGGGAAUGUGUCUACUUACUCAUGGUCACCAUGUCCACUGUUGGCUAUGGGGACGUUUACGCGAAAACCACGCUUGGGCGCCUUUUCAUGGUCUUCUUCAUCCUCGGGGGACUGGCCAUGUUUGCCAGCUACGUCCCUGAAAUCAUAGAAUUAAUAGGAAACCGCAAGAAAUACGGGGGCUCCUAUAGUGCGGUUAGUGGAAGAAAGCACAUUGUGGUCUGCGGACACAUCACUCUGGAGAGUGUUUCCAACUUCCUGAAGGACUUCCUGCACAAGGACCGGGAUGAUGUCAAUGUGGAGAUCGUCUUUCUUCACAACAUUUCCCCUAACCUGGAGCUUGAGGCUCUGUUCAAACGACAUUUUACUCAGGUGGAAUUUUAUCAGGGUUCAGUCCUCAAUCCACAUGAUCUUGCAAGAGUCAAGAUAGAGUCAGCAGACGCGUGCCUCAUCCUUGCCAACAAGUACUGCGCUGACCCUGAUGCUGAAGACGCCUCCAACAUAAUGAGAGUAAUCUCCAUAAAGAACUACCACCCGAAGAUAAGAAUCAUCACUCAGAUGCUGCAGUAUCACAACAAGGCCCAUCUGCUAAACAUCCCGAGCUGGAACUGGAAAGAGGGAGAUGAUGCAAUUUGCCUCGCGGAGCUGAAGCUGGGGUUCAUAGCCCAGAGCUGUCUGGCUCAAGGCCUCUCCACCAUGCUCGCCAACCUCUUCUCCAUGAGGUCAUUCAUAAAGAUUGAGGAAGACACGUGGCAGAAAUAUUACUUGGAAGGAGUCUCAAAUGAAAUGUACACAGAAUAUCUCUCCAGUGCCUUCGUGGGUCUGUCCUUCCCUACCGUUUGUGAGCUGUGUUUUGUGAAGCUUAAGCUCCUGAUGAUAGCCAUUGAGUACAAGUCCGCCAACCGGGAGAGCCGAAGCCGAAAGCGUAUAUUAAUUAACCCUGGAAACCAUCUUAAGAUCCAAGAAGGCACUUUAGGAUUUUUCAUCGCAAGUGAUGCCAAAGAAGUUAAACGGGCAUUUUUUUACUGCAAGGCCUGUCACGAUGACAUCACAGAUCCCAAAAGAAUAAAAAAAUGCGGCUGCAAACGGCUGAUAUAUUUUGAAGAUGAGCAGCCAUCAACACUGUCCCCCAAAAAAAAGCAGCGGAAUGGAGGCAUGCGGAACUCACCGAGCUCCUCGCCCAAGCUGAUGAGGCAUGACCCCUUGUUAAUUCCCGGCAAUGAUCAGAUUGACAACAUGGACUCCAACGUGAAGAAGUACGACUCUACUGGCAUGUUUCACUGGUGCGCACCCAAGGAGAUAGAGAAAGUCAUCCUGACUCGAAGCGAAGCUGCCAUGACCGUCCUGAGUGGCCACGUCGUGGUCUGCAUCUUUGGUGAUGUCAGCUCAGCCCUGAUUGGCCUCCGGAACCUGGUGAUGCCACUCCGAGCCAGCAACUUUCAUUACCACGAGCUCAAGCACAUCGUAUUCGUGGGCUCCAUUGAGUACCUCAAGCGGGAAUGGGAGACGCUUCAUAACUUCCCCAAAGUGUCCAUAUUGCCUGGUACGCCAUUAAGUCGGGCUGAUUUAAGGGCCGUCAACAUCAACCUCUGUGACAUGUGCGUUAUCCUGUCAGCCAAUCAGAAUAAUAUUGAUGAUACUUCGCUGCAGGACAAGGAAUGCAUCUUGGCGUCACUCAACAUCAAAUCUAUGCAGUUUGAUGACAGCAUCGGGGUCUUGCAGGCUAAUUCCCAAGGUUUCACACCUCCAGGAAUGGACAGAUCCUCUCCAGAUAACAGCCCAGUGCACGGGAUGUUACGUCAACCAUCUAUAACGACUGGGGUCAACAUCCCCAUCAUUACUGAACUAGCUAAACCUGGCAAGUUGCCUUUGGUAUCAGUCAAUCAGGAAAAAAACAGUGGGACGCACAUUCUAAUGAUAACCGAACUGGUGAAUGAUACUAACGUUCAGUUUUUGGACCAAGACGAUGAUGAUGACCCCGACACAGAACUGUACCUCACGCAGCCGUUUGCAUGUGGGACAGCAUUUGCAGUCAGCGUCCUGGACUCGCUCAUGAGUGCGACAUACUUCAAUGACAAUAUCCUGACUCUGAUCCGGACCCUUGUGACCGGGGGAGCCACGCCAGAGCUUGAGGCCCUGAUUGCUGAGGAGAAUGCACUUCGAGGGGGCUACAGCACCCCCCAGACGCUGGCCAAUAGGGACCGCUGCCGCGUGGCCCAGUUAGCACUGCUGGAUGGACCCUUUGCAGACUUGGGGGAUGGUGGUUGUUAUGGUGAUCUGUUCUGCAAAGCUCUGAAAACAUAUAAUAUGCUUUGUUUUGGAAUUUACCGGCUGAGAGAUGCUCACCUCAGCACCCCCAGCCAAUGCACGAAGAGGUAUGUCAUCACCAACCCCCCGUACGAGUUUGAGCUCGUGCCGACAGACCUGAUCUUCUGCUUGAUGCAGUUCGACCACAACGCCGGCCAGUCCCGGGCCAGCCUCUCCCAUUCCUCCCACUCGUCCCAGUCCUCCAGCAAGAAGAGUUCCUCCGUGCACUCCAUCCCGUCCACGGCAAACCGACAGAACCGACCCAAGUCCCGGGAGUCCCGAGACAAACAGAAUGCAACAAGGAUGAAUAGAAUGGGCCAAGCAGAAAAGAAAUGGUUUACAGAUGAACCGGAUAAUGCCUAUCCCAGAAACAUUCAAAUCAAGCCCAUGAGUACCCACAUGGCUAACCAGAUCAACCAAUAUAAAUCCACAAGCAGCUUGAUUCCACCAAUCAGAGAAGUUGAAGAUGAAUGUUGACUCCCAGGAGACCAGAACUAUUUUUUUAAAGCCUGACAAACUUCAUAAAUGGUGACGUGACUUUUCUUCCUCUUACAUGCUGAAUCACUGGUGGAGACGUUAGGAUAAGCGAGAAAUGCAAGAAAAAUAAAGUAGACAGAUCUUUCUUUUUGUCUGCCUUGAAUAUUGCUUCCAUGUAUUUUGGAAAAGAAAAUGAUUUCAUUUAUAAAUGAACAUACUAAAAUAGUCAUGUAUAGCCUCUAGCAUUUUAAAUUAUUUUUAUUUAUUAGAAAGAAAUAUAUUUUUUCUUUUCUUUUUUUCAUUGUCAAAUACCUUCCCUGUAUCUAAACAAUGCAAAAUCAACAUGAGUAAGUGGCCAGACUCCUUAAAACAUCUUUCUCUUCUUUCUCUCUUUUCCUUUGAGGAGAAUGAUGGUCACCACCACAAUUAAUUGUAACGAAGGCCAAUGGAUUACUAAAACAAUUUUCAAAUUGUCCAAUGAUGUAAACAUGUAUUUUAGUAAAUUCAUAAAAGAAGACAAAAAAGGGGGCAGGUGAAUUUCCUGGAUGGGUGUUGUAUCUUAGCUGCACUGACACCAGCUCUUAAUAAAUGGAAACUUAUUUAUUUUCUCAGUUGAAAGUCAUAUUUUUGUAGCUUUAGUUUUCAUUCUGUAUUGCUCAUCCCUUUGUUCGUAUAUUUGAAGGAAAGACCUUCUUGCAGCUUUUCUACAAUUACCAGAUGAGGUUGAUCCGGCCAAUGAACGAUGUCAGGAGGGUUGUGAGCACGCCUGGGACAUUGACCUUGAGGACUAGAUACACACGAGAUACUGCUCCGUUUGUUGUGUGAAUGGUGGGGACUCCUCCAUGCUGUUAUGCUUCCCAUUUCCUAUGUCCAAACCACCCUCGCAAGUACAGGAAUUUCAAUUCUGGAAGGGUUUGGUGGACUUUUUCCCCACGCUCCAAGUCUCAGAGCUUUUAGCCUGAAAGUGUGUAAACACCAGUGGAUAGUUUCACUUCACAACAGGAUAUGAUAACAUGUUCGUUCUUUUUGAUGAGUUUUUGUUUAAAAGCCAGAAACAUUUUCACGAUCAAGGAGACUACUUUUGCCCAGAUUUCAUUUUAUUUUUUCAGGCUUUCCUUUAGUUGUUGGGACAAAACACACAAACUUGCUGCAACGGUGUAAAACAUAAUAACGACAAAAGGAAAGCAAUGAAUGCACUCAAUCCUGACUGUUAGAAAAGGCCUUUGAAAAUGACCGGCAAUGAAAUCAAAUGUCUCAGCCACUUCCAACUGUGCUCAAAGAUUUUUCUAGCCAUCAGACACAAUUACCAAGUCUCAGAGCUCUGCCGUGGCUUGCAUGCUUGGUGUCUAGUCGUCCCGGCAACUGUUACGUUCCAAACAAUUUAGCAAAUCUUUCAACUUCAAAAUGAUCAAUCUUUUAUACAGUCAUCAGGGUCUAUGGAGAAGCAUGGAUGUGAUAGUGAUUUUUCUUUUCUUAAAAAUGUAAACUGUGGACACUUGAAGAAACCAAACUUACCAAAAUAUCCCCGCAAAGUCCCAUGAUAUCUCCUCCAUUAAUUCUUUAGGCCAUGACCCUGUGGCACUUAGGAUAUUAGUGCAACUCAGAUCAGAGCCAAGCAAUGAAAUCACCAUGAAAACAUAUGUCCACUAAGUACUCCAAUGACCAGUGUAGGCAAAAUGAGCUUCUGCCCCUGUCUACUCUCUGCAGAGCCCAUGUAGUCGUGCUUCUGCCCUAUAGGCGCUGUCCUGAAGUGACUUGUCAGACUGUGGUUACCCUGUUGUCACAUUUUGUAGAAGUAGUUCUAUAAAAGUAUCGUGAAUAUAAUGUACGUCCAAUUGGAUUGUUAAAAAACUACUUAUAACCAAUCAUUAGUCUACUAAAAUGACUAAAAUGACGUCAGCAGUCUAUAUCCAGGCUUAUGAACAUUUCCUGGUUUCCCACAGAAGUAAAACAGGUUUGUGGGGGUGAAUCCCUUGUUUGGAUUUCACAACUUUCCUGAAAGCUAGGCCUUCUUCUACAUAAUGAUUUUGCAUUGGGGUCACCUUGGUAUGUUCACACCAACCCACGCUCUUCUUUCCUUCAUGAACCCUGGUGGGCUCUUCUUCACGCUGUCUCCUGAUAACCAUCUCUGAAUUUGUCACAACUGUUUGGUGUCCUCUGGCAGGCAAUGGUGGCCACCUAAAGGAUCUUCUCUUAAAGAAACAGUGUCCUGUGCUUCUCGAACCCAUCUCUCCACACCAAGUCACUCUGAAAACACAAGUGAGAACUCUAAGACCUGAUUGGCUAGAGAUUUGGAUUUAAACUCCUUUGCUUUGCUUUUCUCUUUCUUCCCCUUUCCUUUUCUUUCCAUUCAAGUAUUGCUGAAAGAAAACUUUUUUUUUUUUCCUUUUGACCAAAAUGGCUAAAAUGGCUUCCUAUAGCAAAGGGCUGCCCCAAAAACUAACUGGCAGGAAUCUAUUUUCUUCUACAGUAAAGUAGCAAGCUCAUGUUGUUUUGCUUUUGAUAAAUUCAGUAAAAAUUCGUCUGAUACAGAAAAUAAAAAUGAGCUUUUUUGUUUUCUUGAGGAAGUAUGCAAAAAUGGUUGGUGGCUCCUUUGGCAAAAACUGGUGCCUAGUAGGUUCAAAGUGACACAAGAACAGAAACAAGAUUAUAAGACUACUGAAGGGCCCAACCCAAUAUUAGAUCUUCCUGAUUAGUUUCAAUGUGUUGACCUUUCUGGCCAGGAAGAGGUCAUCUUUCAACCCCACUGUGACAGAACCAUUCCCAUUUUUCUGACUAAAUUAAGGCCAAUGACGGUCAUUAUUGGUAUCAUCUGUCUUAUACGACUAUGAUCUUCCAUCCCAGUUCAGGGCUCCACAAAAGUCCUUACCCAAACUAAAGUCUCUUGGGUGCUUUGGGAAUCAAAGAUCCAUCAAGAGUCUAUUUAAGAAGUGGAAAUCACCUGCUUACAAAGACAUCAUCACCAUCAUCAUCUUUCUUUUUAAGAAAACUUUUACUUUCAUUUAAGCAAUUUUACAUUUCAAAAUGUCACCUUGAACUAAUAUAAAAGACUUUAAAGAUAAGUGAUUGUGACUAAGGCAUGUUGGGGAACACCAGAGCUCUUUCCUUUCAAAGGUUGGGGCAUCUUAUGAUGUACUUUUGUACAGAAUUUAAUUAAAGACUUAAAAAACAACAGGGGAUUAAAACUCUUUGGUUCAAGUUGGAAAAGAGAUAAAGCCUAAGAAAGCAUAAACAUAAAAGCGUAAGAGGAAGCAUAAGAAAAUUGGGGAUUAUUUUUAUGUUGAAAGGCAAAAGAGUACAACUUCCUUACUUGGGUUGAAUAUGAGUGUUCAAGAGCUACAUCUACAAAUAACUAGCUAUGAGCUUGGAGAAUAUUCAUGAAACCGUCAGAGUCCCAGGGACCUCAUUUGUAAAUGAGAGUGAUUCACCUAAAUGGCCCUAAGGUGCGUUUCAGAUCUGGCAGGAUGUGAGUUAGGAUAGUAGUGGGAGCCUUAGAAUAGACCUUGGAGACAAUCUUGUCCUGUGCUGAUGGGCCUCUUGUUACAGCACCCAAGCAGUACUCCUGAUGUACAGUUUUUGCUCUGGACAUGUGGAAGCUACGUUCAUGCCUCUGCUUCACACUUUGGAGUCUCCUUAGGUUCAAAAUGCAGUUUCAAAAUUCAGGUUCUCCUGGGUCACAUCAGGUCAGACUUUUCUGUUUGUUCCUAUGAUUUUCUUUCCCAUCUCAGCUCUGCCUGCCCUUUUCUUGGCUCCAAGCGUAGUUCCAGUCAAUCCCUUCAUCUCUAACCUGUAUCUCCACUUUCCAAUUCUAGUUAGAGUCUCAUGACCCCUAGAUUCCUAUGAUUUUUCCUCAUUUUUAUUUCCACAGGUGAAUCUGGGGUUUAGGAAGCAACCCAUCUUCUCACUUCAUUUCCUGUCCUGUUCAUUUGAUUUCUUUUCUUCCAUUCAUCAGUCAAAUUUUGAUAUACCAUUCUUCAUUUUCAAUGAGAACCUCAGUAAAGAAAGAAAGGAAGGAAAGAGCAAAAUGAGGAAGAAAGGUAGGAAGAGAGAGGAAAAAGAAUAUCAAAUCAAUUGAUUUGAUCAUCAGCCUACUCACAGGAGAUCAAACAGAUCCAUUCAACUUGGACAUGGCAUUCUAUGGUAGAAUCUGUCUAUUUUCCCUUCUGUCCCUAUAGUCUGUCUAUUCACUAUUCUGUUCCUCUUUGUGGCUUUUGGAAUGGUAGUAAUAUCACUCUGGUCCUUCAAAGGAACUUCACUAUUUAGGGCUUGACUCAUUCUCUUUAAAAAUCAAAGGGAACUGAGAUUUCACUUAUAACUCAUCUGGUAAAUUCCCUUUCUCCCCCUCCCCUACUCACCCCAUGUUCCCAAAGCGCAUUUAGUUUUCUAUCCAGCAGAGAUGAUUUGGCACUUAAAUCCCAUGAUCAUAUAAAGUGGUGAUAUGGCCCUUUGGAUUUAUUAAUGAGAGAAGAGUAAUUAGAAAUGAUUUCCAGCCAGCUUAUAUGAGCGUGGCCAUAUUGGUUUUUUAGGUGAAGUCUGCUCUAGUUGGUUGUUGCCCAUGUAAUACCAGUUGUUCAUAUUUUUUAAAUUGCCAUAAAAUAAGACAGUUCAGCCUAUACUUUUAUCCUUAAUUUUAUUUCCCAAAGAACUACAGAGCUUAAUUUGCCAUUGCUCUGGCAAGCUCGUCUGGAACAUGUACAGAGGGAAAGGAGCCUCUGUGUCCUGAAGCAGCAACCCGUUUGCCGAACACCAGUUAGAGUCUGCAUUGUAUCACAGCCUCAUGUGGUUAGACUGGGGGAGGAAUGCUGAGUUAGACUAUCCAUACCAGACCUUCCUAUUUUGCUUCAUUUUUUGAAAAAGGGCCUGAGACUUAAGUAUCUAAAGACAGGCCAAGCCAGGAAAUGCAUCUAGAAGCUAGGAAGAAAGAGCAAAAACAAAAUGAUAUAAACAGCAAUUUCAAGCACCAUCAGCCAGGUGCAGGUAUGUGGUGGCAAGAGUUAGUGCUCUGGGUGGAAAGGAAGGAGAUAUUGUAUUGAAUCAUAUAGUUUGAGAAGAAUGCAGAGUGAUAUAGUGCUUGAUGGGUUUUGGAGGUAUUUCAAAGGGAAAUAGAUGGCUGGAGAAAUGUAGAGAAUGAAGGUUUUCCAGGAAGAGGUGACUUAAUGGUCCAUGGCUCAUUGGUGGGAACGGGAUCUCAAUACAUAGGGCAUUUUGUCUCUGGUGACACGAUCCUAGAGGGGAGCUGAAGAAACCUAAGAUGAGACCUCAGGAAAUAGAUAGUCUGAAGGGCUAAGCCAAGAGAUUGAGACUUGAAUUAGAAAGCCAUGGAAAGCCACCAAAAGUUUUAAACAGAGUGAUGAACACCAAUGUCUCUGCAUUUUUUAGGUUGAAAGUUUUGAGAUGUUAGCUCCUCCUGGAAGUCAUCAGGAGUGCAUGUGCAAAGCUAAAUGUUUUUCUCAGCUGCAUGGAGUUCUCAAUGGUGCACAUUCCAAGUCAAAAACAGUAUAUGAAGAACCUACCUUCCUCAGAUGAGUGUUAUAGAUCAUACUCAUUGUAGAAGUUUAGUUGGAGUUAGUUGGGGGGGCUGGUGGGCAGAUUGGGUGUCAGGGCAGUGACUGGUUCUGGAAAGGUUCUUUUGAAAGAAACACUGACUUUGGACCCCAGGAGAAGAACCACAUGGAGGAAUAGGAAAGAAAAGAAGACAGGAAAGGGAGCCAGCGAAUAUGGGAAGCUGAACAAUGUCAUAUUGGAUUCAUUCAGAGUAGAAGAAGCUGAGAGCUUUCCAUCAAGGAACACGUUGCAGACAAAUAUGAGUGGGCAGGUGGAGCUGGGGAGAGGCUUCCAGCAGGCUCUGGAUUUGGAAGUCAGAUCCACAGAGGUCCUUGUGAAGUGGGGAGCAUGGCUGAAUCUUCCAAAGGAGAAAGCAUAGGUCUGAAAGGUCAUCUGGCAGAAGACUCAGGGGCCUACAGCCAUAUUUAUAGGGGCUAAAAGGAAUAAAAUAAGUAGAUACUCUUGGGAUGGGAGAUCCACAGUACUCCAGAACUAGAGAAGCAAGAAAAGGGAAACCAAGAAAGAAAGGGUGGGUUAUCCAUGAGGUUGGAGAUGAGUGGUACUGGAGAGGGAUGACUCAGAAGUGAAAGGACUCACGUGAUAAGGGUAAGGACUUUGCUUAUUCAUCUUUAACCCCAGAGCUCGUCAUGAGGCCUGUCUCAGGCUGGGGCAUCAGUUGGCCACUAUGUGUUACUUUGGACACCAUGGGAAACACAAGGUGGGCAGAUCCUCUAGGUCACUGACACUUUUCCCGGAGAAGGACUCAAAGGAGAGGGAUCUUGAGGUGGGUCACCUCUUUCCCCUCGCUGUUCAUGUCACCCCACUAUUCUGCAUUCCUUUCUGAGCAAUACACACACUGGAAGCUUUGGUUUUGGCAUUCUUAGAACAAAUGUGACAAUCACUUUGCUUUGGUGACUUUUCUGGGCAAGCAGCAGGAGGAGUGAGGCUUUUUGGUGUGGUGAAAACCAACCUGAAUUUCUAGCAGAUUUUAAGUUUAAAAGGGUUUCCUUUGGUCUGUUUAUCCCCUUGAGGAUAUCUGUGUUUCUUCUCCUCUUCCUUGCUCUUCAGCAGAACAGGGACAAAAGUGACCCCAAAGCUCUCCACUGUGCCUGCCUUAGGAAGCAUGGCUGGGCUGACUGUUCAGAAUCUUAGAUGGGAAUGUACGCACGGCCUGGAUGUGCAUCUGCCAGAGCAAACCAGAGCUUUCCUCACACGGGAUUCAGGGUCAAUGUGAGAGGCAGCCAGCAGGUGAGGGAUCCCUGCCAACAAGGUUGACAGAGCCCCACAUCCACACUAAAGCAAAGCCCUGCUGCCCCAGAGCAGCCUGCUCCCUUUCCCUUCCUUCCGCUAAGUACAGCCGGAGACACAUUUGACCAGAACUGCAACAUUUCAGACAUAAACCAAACCCGGCCUGGAAAUUCUAAUUAAAAACGUUCCAUUCCCAGGUGGCAUAGUCGCAUCCUGCCUAAAACUUCUGGCCCACAUCCCAUCCCCCAGAUGCUGAAAAAGAAACCUUUCCCCACUUAACACCCAAAACCUGAACUCAAUGUUUCUUCAGGGGACAAAGGAAAAAAAAAAGUACUCUUCUACAGAGGUCAGCCUACAUGUUCAUUAAGGAAAAAGAGCGUGGCUUAUUCAUCUGUCUUUCAAACUUUCGCUUGUCGGCAUUAUGAUUAUGAUUAUGAUUAAUUACUAUGAACAGGAAUUGGAGGAGAGAAUAAAUGCUGGUGCUCUGAAAUGAUCUACCCAACUCUGUCAUCUGUAACAACCAGUGAUAACUCUCUUGUCUUGUAAAAAGGGUUUGUACAUAACUUGUACAUGGUUUCAUUUUGUAUUUUUCGCAGAUUAAAAAUUUAUGUAUUUGUGUUCUAAAA